AUGACAAAAUCUGCCACUGUCAAACAAUCCACUCCCAACAAACCACCCAAACUCUCAGUGGGUGAGCUCACACCAGAGGUCAUCCAUGACUGGGACAAUGCUUGCUCAACAUACUUCAUGCACAAAGGCAUUGAUGCUGGAAAUCAAGUAAAGAUGAUAGCAUUCAGGAUGUUAGAUCCACACUUGCAUACCUGGUACUUGACUUGGUGGAUUGCCUUGGAUGCAGGAACAUUCGCCAAGAAAGUUCUGGGAUCACAACAAGGCAGUCGCAUAUUCUACAAAUGGGCUCUGGAGCUACAGAACCAGAAUGCGCUGUUGUAUGGUAACACAGCACACUUAAUGGACACCCAAUUAUGCAACCAACUUGAAGCUAACAUCUGCAAGGAUCUCACCAUCCCAGUACUCAGAGUGAAUCUCGCAGAUGAUCUGACUCUCAAAGAAUGGAUUGAGGAGGUUAAACACCUCGACGACAAAUGUUGUGAAGAUCUUGCUUCCCACAAAAAGAUCGCCAAAGAAUUGUACAAAUCUUCAAAACGUACCACAUCUAUGAGCAAACCUUCAUCAUUGAAGACCUACAAUGUGUCAUCCUCUCAUCUAGGAAGUCUAACAGAAGGUGAGCAUUCUCUACUAAUGAAACACAGAGGUUGUUUCAAGUGCAGGAAGUUCUACAUAUCACACCAGUCGAAGGAUUGUACUGAUGGCACUCCUGAGGCAUCUUCCUACAAGAUGCUCAUGGAAUUGGAUGCCAUUGUAGCCAAACCAAAGACUAAGAUGGUAGCCACAGUCAGACCUGUAGGAGCUGUGAUGCCGUCAACUGUGCUUGACGACAGAUCAGACUCAGAGGAUGACAUGGCCCACUUCCAAAUCUUUUGA
Messenger RNA from Suillus subaureus, 873 nucleotides. RefSeq lists its product as uncharacterized. The record is from RefSeq and is a predicted model, not a curated record. Bases 1 to 873 code for a protein of 290 amino acids. NCBI's taxonomy places the organism in Eukaryota, Fungi, Basidiomycota, Agaricomycetes, Boletales, Suillaceae. The transcript has 3 exons.